UUGCACACAUUCGCUUGAUGAUUGCAAUCGCCACAGAGCUGAACGAAUCUCUUUUCGCAUGUCCACUUGCCAGUCCAGCAAACAGUCAAGAAAUGGAGCAACGUCGACAGAGCUGCAAUAAAAACACUCUCCAGCACGCCAUUGGGCCCUUUCUGGUUCUGUCGCAGUUUCUUGGCGUGUUUCCCGUAUCCGGUGUCUGGCCCAGCUCGCCCGCUGAGAAUGUACGCUUUCGCUGGUUUUCGGCGUCUCUGGUGCUCAGUGUCGUCAUAUUGGCCUUUGCCAUCAUGGAUCUCGGACUCUCCUCUAAAGUGGUGAUUGAUCAGGGGCUGAAGAUCUACACUAUAGGUUCUCUAAGCUUUAGCGUGAUUUGCAUUGCCUGUUUGUCCAUUUUCCUGUCUCUGUCGCAUCGAUGGCCGUACCUCAUCCGGCGGACUGCGCAGUGCGAGUUGGUCUUCUUGCAGCCCGACUACGAUUGCCAUUUGGGUCGGCAAUUCGGACGCCGCUUGCGCCUUUGGGGCGUGGGCAUGCUGCUGGCCGCCCUCUGCGAGCACUUCACGUACGUGGGCAGCGCCCUGUAUGGCAACUAUCAGCAGAUACACGAGUGCAAGCUGGACGUGGACUUCUGGCUGAACUACUUUCAGCGGGAGCGACAGGAGCUCUUCUCGGUAUUUCACUUCAAUGUGCCGCAGGCGCUCUUCAUUGAGUGGACCACUCUGGCCAUGACCUUCGUGUGGAACUUCGUGGACAUAUUCCUGACCCUGAUCUCUCGCGGCCUGCAGUUCCGCUUCCAGCAGAUGCACUGGCGCAUACGGCGCCACUCCACCCAGCCGAUGCCCAGCGAGUUCUGGGAGCAGCUGCGCUACGAUCUGCUGGAACUUUGCGAUUUGCUGAGGCUGUACGACAAGGAACUCUCUGGCAUGGUGGUUCUCGCCUGUUCCCACAACAUGUACUUCGUCUUCAAAUAUUUCAUAAGCCAUUUUGUGACCUUGUGCAGGGCGAGGGGCAGCUUCAUGGAUGAGCUGUACUUCUGGUUCUGCCUAAUUUACGUGAUAGCUCGCGUGUCCAACAUGAUGUUUGCUGCCUCUUCGAUUCCCCAAGAGGCUCGGCAGAUAUCGUACACCCUUUUUGAAAUACCAACGGAGUACUGGUGCCUGGAGCUGUGGCGGAUACAGGAGAUCAUAUUGACAAACCGAUUUGCCCUAAGUGGAAAAGGGUAUUUCUUUUUAACCAGACGCCUCAUUUUCUCGAUGGCCGCCACGCUGAUGGUCUACGAGCUGGUGCUAAUCAAUCAAAUGAAUGGCUCCGAGGUGCAGACGAGCAUUUGCAGCCGAGGCGCUGGCGGCUCCAAGAGCAUAUUCUAUUCAUAGUCGUGCACCAAAUCG
This is a messenger RNA of Drosophila arizonae, 1382 nucleotides long. Its product is annotated as gustatory receptor for sugar taste 64c-like. Gene Ontology annotation, molecular function: sweet taste receptor activity. Gene Ontology annotation, biological process: detection of chemical stimulus involved in sensory perception of taste; sensory perception of sweet taste. Lineage: Eukaryota; Metazoa; Arthropoda; Insecta; Diptera; Drosophilidae. The record is from RefSeq and is a predicted model, not a curated record. Gene Ontology annotation, cellular component: membrane.